UUCGCCCAUUUUGCACAUCAGUUCUUCAUAGAAAUAGCUGCCGCUUUCAAUGUGUGUUCCUCGUUGCCUGUUCACUUAGUUACGGCUUCAAGCCAAUUUUAUACAAACUUCAUUUUUCCUUUUAAGCAAACAAAACCAGAAUGGCCAACAUUUUAAGGACUGAGGAGGGCAAAAUCACUGAGAUUGUCGAAAAAUUGGUCGAGCAAAAUUCCAAACGCUAUGCCAACGACGAUGACGAUGAGCCCUUCAAUACGCCGCGCUGUUCCCGGGACAUCUUCCAGAGCUGCCCGGAGUUGUCUGGCAUGCAGGACAUUUUCGACUACAACCCCCUGGUCCCUCGAGCCGGAUCCGCGCACACCUACCGCACUGCCCAACUGCUGACCAUCGGACGACGAGUGGCCCACCGCAUGGUGGAUCCGAGCAGCCAGCGAGAGAUGUCGUGCAGCCGCUACCUCUUGGACGAACGCCUUCGAUCCGCCGGAAUCUAUCACAACCGCCUGGGCAAUUCCUACGGAUUCUUUUGCGAGUCGGAGAAGGGGGCACGCGGUGACACGGAUCCCGGCAAGCCCAACACCUCCAUGGGAUCCAUGGCUUGAGGGAGCCGAACAAAUUAAGAGCGUACUAACAGUUGUCUUCGUUGCCCAAACUGAAAUCUAUUUAAAUUCACGAUCUAUUGAGCGAGACUCGCUGCUCUCAAGCAAUAAAUCGCUUUCAUUCUAUCUAGUAAUA
Molecule: messenger RNA, 729 nt
Organism: Drosophila santomea
Lineage: Eukaryota; Metazoa; Arthropoda; Insecta; Diptera; Drosophilidae
Exons: 2
Coding region: 141-596 (151 amino acids)
Source: RefSeq, a predicted model, not a curated record